AUGUUGGCAGGUGAAAUUAAAGAAGAAGAAAAGGUGUUCAGAAUUUCUAUUAAUAGAAUCAACAAUAAGGAAGGAUAUAUUGAAGGUAAUGUUGAGUUGGUAUGUUUAGGAUUCAAUUCAAUCGAUAGAUCAAAUUGUCAAUUAUAUACUGAUGGUCAACAAGAUUGGAACAAAACAGUUUUCAAUUAUAUGAUGAAAUGUUUGGAUGAAUCAUCAAGAAACAUUUUAUCAACUUCUACCUACCAAGAACAUUUAAAAAGUGCAAUGUCAACAAUAGAAAUAAAUCAAAUAGAUUUAAUAAAAAAUUAG
This is a messenger RNA of Dictyostelium discoideum AX4, 309 nucleotides long. RefSeq lists its product as hypothetical. The coding region runs from base 1 to 309 and encodes 102 amino acids. The record is from RefSeq and is a predicted model, not a curated record. NCBI's taxonomy places the organism in Eukaryota, Evosea, Eumycetozoa, Dictyosteliales, Dictyosteliaceae. The transcript has a single exon.